Messenger RNA from Acyrthosiphon pisum (pea aphid), 1473 nucleotides. RefSeq lists its product as uncharacterized. The record is from RefSeq and is a predicted model, not a curated record. NCBI's taxonomy places the organism in Eukaryota, Metazoa, Arthropoda, Insecta, Hemiptera, Aphididae. The transcript is spliced from 3 exons. The coding region runs from base 1 to 1473 and encodes 490 amino acids.
AUGAACAAAUUAGGAAUAACGAUUAGGGGUAUUUCAAAGAUUGAAGUAGAAAGCACAAAUAAGAAUAAUAAGUUAGAGUUAUUAAUAAAUGAAUUUGAAGAAUUGUUUGAGGAAAAAAUUGGUAAGUAUAAAUAUGAAAAAGUGACGUUAAAAGUUAAAGAGGAAUGUACACCUAUAUUUUGUAAGCCGAGACCAAUACCUUUCGCUUUUAAAAAAAAAGUUAAGGAUGAGUUGGAUAGAUUAGAAAGGGAAGAGAUAAUACAGAAAGUGGAGACUAGUGAAUGGGGUACUCCUCUUGUACCGGUUAUUAAACCAGAUGGAUCUAUUCGUUUAUGUGCAGAUUAUAAGACUACUGUUAAUAAAUAUUUGGUAGAUAUUAACCAUCCUAGUUUUAGAGGACAUAAAAUUGGAUCAGAAGGUAUUGAAAGAGAUAAAAAUAAAGUUAAAGCAAUGCUUAAUGCUGUAGAGCCUAAAAGUGUCACAGAAGUAAAAGCAUUUACAGGUAUGGUGAACUACUAUGCUAAAUUUAUACCAAAUUUAUCAACCUUACGAGGUCCUAUUUACAAUUUGUUAAAAAAAAGAAAUUUAAGUGUUUUAUUGUCUUGCGAUGCGUCGGAGUAUGGUAUAGGAGCAGUGUUAAUGCAUAUUUUUGAAAAUGGAGAAAGGCGACCAGUGGGGUAUGCAUCAAGAAUCCUAACCGUGGCUGAAAAAAAAUACUCGGUAAUACAAAAAGAGGCUUUAGCUGUUUUCUGGGGUGUAAAGAAAUUUUCUCAAUAUCUUUCGGGCAGAAAAUUCUUUUUAGAGACUGACCAUAAACCUCUGUUAGCUUUGUAUGGUGAAAAUAAAGGUAUUCCUGUUAUGGCCUCUGGGAGAAUUCAAAGAUGGACAUUAUAUUUAUCUGAGUUUGAUUAUCAAGUAUUACAUGUUAAAGGUAAUAAUAAUAAAAUGGCAGAUGGACUUUCGAGAUUACCUGAUAAAGAUGAUGUACAAACUCAAACAAACGAAACUGAUUAUGUUGAUUUUAUGGAAAAUACUAUGCCUAUUGAUUAUGAGAUACUUAAAGUGGAAACUAAAAAAGAUAAAGAGUUUAAUUUAGUUAUUAAAUAUUUGAAUGAAGGUUGGCCGAUAAAAGUAAGUGAGGAACUGAAACCUUAUGCAAUUAGAAAGGAAGAAAUUUGUAUUGAUAAAGAUAUAUUAAUGUGGGGUUAUAGAAUAUUAAUUCCUAAAAUUCUGAGAAAGAAUUUAUUGAAAGAAGUACAUUCAACUCACAUGGGUAUGUCUAAAAUGAAGACAUUGUGUAGAUCAUACAUGUGGUGGCCUGGAUUAGAUAAGGAUAUAGAAAAUUGGGUACAAAGUUGUGAUGCUUGUUUACAAAGUAGAUCAGAACCAAUUUUAGCAGAACCAAAAAAGUGGGAGGAAGCGAAUUGUCCGAUGGACAGAGUACAUAUAGAUUUUUCUAUUUUUACAAGGUAA